GCUAAAUGUGACCCAGCGAAUAUUACGCAUUCUCCAAUACCAAGACAUGCAGAACAUGUUCAUCUCACGCCGUAUAAUGUCAGCUGAAUCAAUUGGCGUCACCGCAGUGUCUACCCCCCUACAUAGCUUAUACCAGCGGUAGGGUGCCCUUGUGAUAUCCAACACGGACUUCAACAGGGAGCAUACUCUGGCUUCAGUGACAACAGCUUCCAUGAAUACCCAAUAAGGUGACUUUUGGAUGUGGAAAGUCUCAUCCUUAUGCAGCUCUUUCACGGGUAAUGCAGUUGCUGACGCAUACAUGGAAUGCCUCACCCAUGCUUGCACGUCAUUAGACUAAUUCGUCACAGCGUUACGUUGUCCUGUUCACGUCACCUCUACUGGAUGAACAGUGUGGCGGCAAUCCACGCAUUCCACGACACUGUGUAGCCCGGCUAGAUUCUCAGCAGCCCUCACGAGGCUUGAAAAUAGAGAGCUUAGAUAAAGCUGGAAUCUCCGGUCGAACAACAAGCCCCACAUCCAGAUUCAACAUGGAGCGUGCACUUCUUGUUGGGUUUAUCUCUUGUUCAUCGUGUGGGAUACUGCUUAGCAUUCCUCUCCUUUAUCUUGAUUCCAGAAAAUCGAAAUCGGCCCCAACUACAGCAAGUGACAGCCGCUUAGAGCGAUACUUAGCGGUCAUUUUUGGUUUGAUGCAGAUAGGCUUGCUCGCUGCUGUUGAUGUAGCAGCGGCAGAAUCACUUCACAAGAGCCAGCAAGUUCGAUGGAUGGAGGCAGUGUGCUCCAGUACGCUCCAGAUCUAUGCAGGAGUCAACUCUGCUCGCGUCCUACGCCGCCUGUUGGUGCUUCCUUGGGCUACACCUCUAGUAUAUGUAGUCUUCACGGUUUCUAUCGUGCUCAACUUUGUAUAUUUGACAAUCGAAGGAGGAUCUUCCGACUAUUGGUUUUUCUUCAACCUUGCCGUUCCGUCGCUUCUAUCUUCAACUAUAUCGUCCUGGCUAGCAUACCAGCACAAGAUCGCACGAGGGGAUAAUCCGAAGUUUCUACGGCUCUUGAUCUUGCUAGCCAUUUCGAAUGCAAUAUCAGCUCUGUCCCAGUUUUUUGGAGCAAUGAUUAUAUACCGCUCGGUACUCACAGGUCGCGAGAUCACAAGCAAGACUCAUUACGUUAUUCUUCUUACUUGUACAUCUACGCAUCUUCUAUGCCCUCUCGUUUUCUGCGUCAGCGGCGCGCGUCGAUCUAUGAAGCGGGCAUGGACUCAGAUGCGGUCGCGCCAUUUCACCGACACCACCACCGAGGGAGCUAUUAGACUUGACAGUCUAGGAGAAGCGGGUUCGAUACAUGAUGAGAGUAUUUGA
Molecule: messenger RNA, 1352 nt
Organism: Periconia digitata
Lineage: Eukaryota; Fungi; Ascomycota; Dothideomycetes; Pleosporales; Periconiaceae
Source: the annotation of a GenBank genome assembly